UCAUUAUCAGUCCUCACACAUGCCGUCCAGUGUCUUCUUGGCCUCGUUAAAGACAAUGAACACAACUGUAGAGUACUGUGUCAAGAGGGGUUACUAAGUAGUAUCCUGAUGUGCUAUCAAGAUGUUCUCAGGAGCAAUGAUACAAGUCUUCGAGAUCUCCAGUCAAUUGUACUCGAUUUGUUUGUUCAUCUUGCCAACCACCAGAUCAGAGCGUCUGAACUAAAGGAUUUCAUCGCCAUCUUUAAGACCAAACCAGUACCAGUGGACUUGCUAUGCAACAGCUUGGCACACAUCGCCAGCAAAGCUUCGUUUACCCAUGGACCGGCCUACAUACUCUCUUUUCCAUGUCGCUUACAAACUGUGGACCCGCGGUCGAAGCACGGAGGUCGAAAAGCUAAAGUUCAAAGACUAAGACCAGAUAUAAAAAGAAUCAAAGGAGGCGCCCUGCUUCAAAGUCUAGGAGAUGCAUCAAGUGAAGGUGCCAACUCCGAAGGUUCACUUUCUAGAAUCGGCAAGAAUAGCCCUGAACGAGCACGACGCUCCAAACCCCAGUCAAAACUCGCACGUGGGGGCUCUGUGGAAACAAGCGACAGGCAGGAUAUUCAAAGGUCCGAAGCAARUCCUGGUGAUGACACCGCUGACCUGCCGUCACCUUUCUCAGUCAAAGCUAUUAAUCUUCGUUGUCAUGGAAACCAAACAUGGCCGCCGCCCGAUUUUAGCAUCGUGUUUUGGAUGCGCUUGCAUAGUUUGAGAAGAUUUUCUGAGAGUGAACCAGGAAUGUCAAGAGAAGCUACUCGAUUACGAGGGGUGACUAUUCCACCGGUUCGUGGUACUCGGUCCAGUAGGUCGAUGAGCUGUCCUAACGUGUGGACGCGGGGUACAGACACACCUUCCUGUGAUGAAGCUAUACAUAUCUGUUCUAUUGGUUCCAGGAAGGGUCUCUUCGAGAUCUGGGUUCUACCAUCAGGUGGUUCUCUGUUGUUCAGGUGGACAAAAGCAACUAAGGGGGGUACUGAUGGUUACGAUAUCGUCAAAGAAUUAGUUACUAGAAUACCUGGUCUAUCACGUGGUCGAUGGCAUCACGUGGUUGUUUCGUUCUCUCAGUCUAAACAGAGGUACAUUCCUCCUAAUGGUGGUAUGGAGACGAAGGAAUACGAUGAUGCUUGUAAGAUUCUGUCGAUAGUGGACGGUACUGAAACCACAGAACAUAAUUUUGGCCCACCCCUCCCCUGGUACGAAGAGGGCAAGUGUACCUUGUCAGCAUGUUUGUUGGGUCACGUGAUACUAAGUACAGCAAAAAAAGAGGGACAUGGUGCCGAAAAGUCUGUUUUACCUGAAGGAUAUGACUUGGGCAAUGUACUUGCUUUUAUAGGAGGGACAAGUAUUAAAAGUGUUAAGAAGGGAGUGGCCACACAUGGAGACUGGGUUGUUGGUAAAGAUGAAGCAUUCUACCUGUACUCACUUGGUCCAAACUACAACAGCAUCGGACAUCUGCACGCUGACUUUUCUUAUGUUCCUAAAGAUCACCAAGAUUCUUCUCAACCAUUUCUAGUUGCAAGCAGACUAUGGUCUAGACUCUCAAUAACUGAGAGGUCAGUCUCGGCCGGGCUGAGUACUGGAUUUCUGAGAAGUCCUCACGUGUUUAUUCCAGAUUUGGAGACGUCUUUAAAGAGCAAACUGUUGCUGUCCUACACACCAGUACGUCAUACAGUAUUCAAUCAAAACAUCAGGAUACCAACCACAGAUGACAAACCUCGAAGGGCCAGUCAUCUUGAUGUUACCAACAAACCUACAGUUAAAACAAACCUUGUUCAGAACGAGGCCAAGCUGUUUCUUGAAGUCGAGGCUCUGAGGGUCAGUACGUUUCUUGAAGCGGCACAUGAUGUUGGUGGGAUGAUGGUGUUCAUCUAUUUGUUUGCUAAGGUUGUAGAGAUGACUAAUGAUCACAAGACUCAAGCCGAUGCUCUAUCAAUCGUGCUGUCACUACAGAAGACCUGUGAGUACCACGCACGCGCAAUGGAUGAAGAAUCAGGCUAUGCUCUACUCAAGAGAAUUCUACUCAGCCCGCAGUGCAUGAUAGGAUACCACGUGCUAAAGGUUCUAAUGGAAGCAGCCUGUGAUGGUGAGGUCUUCAAGCACACCAAUCUGUCCGAUAACCCAAUCAUGUUAAACAUCGAUUCCAAUGCUGUUGUACGUAAUGUAGACAUCUUCCAACACUACCUCCUGAACAGAAAUAUCUGGGACAAAGCGAAGCAGGGCGUGCUARAGAUGCUUCUCUCCACUCUUGAGAUUCUCGUCCAUGCUAGUCAUCCUCACUAUAAGUUUAACAUCGCUCAAUUUCAGAAGGCAGAACUUGUUCAGCAGCUCCUGAUUGGCUGUCAGGAGCGGCAAGGUGAAGGAUUGAAGGAAAUCCCCAGUACAAUCAGCACACUGUAUGUCAAUAUUAUCCAGAAUGUCAUGGGACAAACACCUGAUUUAACUGUACUGAAGGCAGUUUGUGAGUUCCUGAUAGCCAUUCAUCCUACAGAAGACACUACCAGUCUACAUUCACCCAACAGGUUUUAUUUGAUGGAAUACGAGUUUGAUUUUGGAUAUCCUACUCCAGCGGUAACCCGACUGCCACUUUCACCGUCGUCUUUCCAACGCGACUCGUUACUCAUGGCAAAGAAACUAAGCUCGCCUUCCAGUCCUUAUGACAGCACUUUAGUUGAACCCAAACCAACCCAUUCUGAUGAUAUUUUACUAGAGAAUCUUGAAACCUCUGAAAGCACUUUACGGCUUGGUAGAAAUGGAACGCUUAUCGGGGAAGACAGAAAGGAGGGCGAGAAGGAGAGAAUUGGGGGAUCAAUUUCCGAACAGAAGGAUAAAGGAGAAGAUAAUGAAGGAAAAUGCGUUCAAGACAUGACAAUAGGACAAAAAGGAGAUAAAUAUGAAGCAAUUAAAGAGGAGUCACCUGAUGUGUCUGUUCCUUGUACUACACUGUCUGCUGAAUACCUUGAAUUUCCCGCUCAUUCGUCACCACAAGCUAUUGCCCCUCAUUUCGCCAGCUGUCCUCCCCCUUCUAAACAUCGUAAACUAACCGUCCAGAUUCCCCAUCACCCAGCUUCAUCUAGCGUCAAGCCAUGCCUUGGAUCUGCUGACGGAAGUAGUAUUCUCCUUCAAGGAAGUCCUCUAAGAGAGUGGAAAAGUUCAGUAUCUAGUCCCUCUACUCCACAGACGCCUCCUACACCACAUACUCCUCAUACUCCAGUAGAAUCGUACAGGGGUCCUGGUAGUAAACCCUUGUCUAUUGGUAUACACAGUAACACGCCUCAGAGUCGUAUGUCCAGUGUCGACGUGAUGGAGUAUGACUUCAUUAAUGAGUCGGACUUCAGUUCUCUUAAAAGCAGCUUGGCUCAUCAAAGUUCCAUGGACGAGUAUCUAGUCGUAGAAGGAUAUCCUGGAAUCAAGUCUAGUACACAAACCUAUAAACCAAAUAACAGCGAGAAAAGGCGCCGAGCUCCUGAUCACAUGACCAAGAUGCGGCUAGGGUUGUUGAAGCUGUUACAGAAGAUACUUCUGAAUCUCCAAGCAGAGCAGGUACCUGCUGUAAUCGGAGGAGUGCUCAAGGCGGAGUACCUGUUGGUAUGGGUGUCACAUCAGUCUGACUCUGUCAGGGAACUUGUGAUCAAGAUCUUGUGCUUGUACUUACAAAAAGCUGAACCAGAACGAUACAAUCAUUUUCUUGGAAUCCAUGGAUUUCAUCUUCUUGCUAAUCAGCUGUAUGACCAUACUGUAACCAAGGGAACCAUAGAGGCGUGUCUGUGGCUGAUGGUCGGAAGACCAGUGGACUUGGAUAAGGAUUAUGCAUAUUCAACUGCUUUCGACCAGAAUCUUUCCAGUAUCCUACGUCCACUGGGCGUGGUGCCAUUGUUAUCAGUACUGGAAAACACCUUGAUCUCUCAGAAUCUGAACCGCAUGUUGAUCAAACACUUGUGCCAAUUGUUUCUCAAGAUAGAUGACCUGUGCCUGAAUGCUGUGGCUCAUGGGCUGUUACAGACUGUCUGUAAUGUUGUUUGUGGCUUGGCUCGUCUGCAGCAUCAACAAAGUCAAGGCCGAACGCCUAUCACAGUAGAUGUCAGUUGUCUAAUGGAUGACUUACAGACUUUAAUAAGCUGUAUUGUCAUCAAGGCUUGCAGCACAUGUGGAAGCAUGUAUUUCCAGAUGUUUGAAGAUCUUCUUGUUGUACUCGAGAACCUUGAGGAGCUGGAUCACAGGAAAAGAGAGCACGGUCUGUCUAUAUUCUUUAUCGCUCGUUAUCUACGUUACUUCGCUAUUCAAGUAGCUCUAUACUUCUUCCAAGAAAUUUGUAAAGACGAGAUUCCUAUUAACGGAAGGAAACGUGGUGGUAUAAGAUUGUUUCGUGGUUCAGAAAAGUCCUCCGACCUCAAUCCAUUCAAACCAGUCUCUUCUUGGAUUCCACUCUCUCCCGACCAUAAUCUACCGUGCUCGGACCUAGGCUUCCUUAAGACCACACCAACCAGUGCAAACUUUAAUGAGCAAACACAGAGAUUCCAAUCAGUAAUUCAAAUGGCUGUCAACUGUGUUACAUACUCCAGAACAGUGUUUCUAAAUGACGCCCUCGGACCCUUACAAGUGUAUACCGCUGACUUACAGGUCCAUGAGGCUUUGCGGCCUGGUAUUCUUAAGGGUGCUACUAAUGGAGUCAACAUGGAUAAGGAGUUUGCGCAGUUCAUAUUCAGUCUGCUGUUUGAGUUUCUGGACACAUGUCUCGAUAAUAAAGGAACCAUGCCAAGUAAAGUGAUGUUCAUGUCUAAAGAAGUCAUCAAAUCCCAGCUUGGCAAGCUGCUUGUUUAUCUUCUCAGCCCUUCACAGUCUCUCGACCUGUCAUGUUUCGUCCUACAAAUCAGCGAUCAUGUACGAGCCAAGAAGCUGGUCCACGCUGUAUUGACUAGUAGUGGAGGGGGAAAGCUACGAGACAAGAUACAAGCAUACCUACCAAAGCUACUAAGCAUGGAAAGGCUAUCGGAAGACCAAGCGUCGAACGCCUUGAGUUUCAAAUCGUUACUUGAAGCAUGUGGUUUACGAUUUGCUGCGUUGAAUGAGUCGUCGAGAACUGACGUUGAGACUCAGAGCUGGGACCACGCAGAAACAACGAAUAUCAUGGAAUGGCAGAAGAAAAGACAAGAAGCCUUUGCAUUUAUUUCCAAGAGGAUAGUGGCGCUCAGCUCCAAAGUUUCUGAAUCAGCCAGGAUCGUCACACGCGUCGCAGUUGAGAUACAAGACACUCAGAGACAAACCUUGCUGAAGCACAACAGAGAUGGUCUGUCAGCUGAGGUACAGAUCAGAAAGAAAUGGCGUCAAGUGAUUGAGAGAGUCAUCCAUGAAAGGUCUGUAUGGUAUGAUCGAGAGUAUUUCCCAGUUUCAUGGAGACUGGAUCCCACUGAAGGACCAUUACGUGUUCGUUGUCGAAUGCAAAGGUGCCAUCUUGACGUGCCUCAGAAAUACGUCAUGAAAGGUCAUCAAAAACAUGCUACUGCGCAAAGUGGAUCACCGCUGGCCUAUCUGUUCGAAGACUCUACCAGUUGUCACAAGAAAAACGUCUACUAUAUCUUUGACACACCUGAUACUAUACGGUUUCUUUACCACUGCAUGCAUAUCUUACUGGACAUCAAGACUACAGGUGUCAUUCUCAUUGGUGAAAUUCACAUGUACUUCAUUGGAGAAGAAGCAACCACAACUGAUACUGACGUAACACAGAUUUUGCUAGGAAAUAAAGAUGCAAUAUCAAUCUCUUGGGCGAUCAAUGAAAUCCAGGAAAUCCGAACAAGAAGAUAUUGUUUGAAGGAUAUUGGCAUGGAAAUAUUCCUUUCUAAUGGUAGAACGUACUUGUUGGCCUUUGAUUCAGAGAAAGACCGAGAGGUUGUGAUUGAAGAGUUCAAACAGAGAAGAUUGCCAAUUUACGAUACUCCUAUCUCCGACAACCUUAACGCAACGACGGCCAAGUGGAGAACUGGAAAUCUGUCGAACUUCGAGUAUUUGACCGAGUUGAACAAAAUGGCAGGCAGAACAUUCAACGAUCUGAUGCAGUAUCCAGUAUUUCCCUUCAUUCUGUCAGACUUUACCAGUGAAGUACUUGACCUGAAUGAUAGCAAGGUAUUCAGAGAUUUAUCCAAGCCCAUUGCAGCACAAAGUAUUAACAAGGAGACAAGCUACAAAGAAAGAUUCCGAUGGCUUAAAGAGGAAUACGAACGCAGUGGCCAAAACGACGCUCUGUUAGCACCCUAUCACUACGGCUCCCAUUACUCAAACAGUGGAACCGUAUUACACUUCCUGGUCAGACUACCACCAUUCACCAAGAUGUUCCUACAAUACCAAGACAACAACUUCGACAUUCCUGAUAGAACAUUCCAUUCGAUGGCAACCACGUGGCGUCUAUCAUCAUACGAGUCAUCAACAGACGUCAAGGAACUCAUUCCAGAGUUUUUCGUUCUCCCGGAGUUCUUAGRGAACUUUGAAGGUUUUGACUUUGGUCUCCGUCAAAAUGGCGAACGAGUCAUGAACGUUACUCUUCCUCCAUGGGCUAAAGGCAACCCUCGAUUAUUUAUCCUGAUACACAGACAGGCACUGGAAACGGAAUACGUGUCUCGUUCGAUUCAUAGUUGGAUCGACUUGGUGUUUGGAUUCAAGCAAACAGGAACUGAAGCAGUCGAAGCCGUUAAUGUCUUUCAUCCUGCGACGUAUUACGGUGUUCAAGUGAGUUCUAUCACGGAUCCUGUGCGUCAAAAGGCUCUCAAAACCAUGAUAGAAACCUAUGGCCAGACUCCAAGACAGCUCUUCAACUAUCCUCACAGCCCGCGCUUGACCCGCAAAAUAUCCACCUCUCCCGCGGAAUUCGGUUCAGUGACGUCAUUGAAUACAAGCAAGUUUGACUUCGAAGUGGCUUCUGCUACGAACCUGUUCAUGCAUCGAUUCACCGGUUCGUUCUCGUCAGAAAAUACAUUGAUGGGCAGUGUUACUGAUACUCUUGUUGACGCACCUAAACCUGUUACCACAGUCGAGGGUCUCAGAUGGGGUAGCUACGUAUGUUCCCCAGCCCUCCCCGUUCCCUUCAUCAGCUUUAACCAACAAAUUGGGUUCCCUGUGURUUCUUUAGUCUGUAACAGAGGCGAGGUUGUACACGUACUUUGCAAAGACACCACAUUAAUGUCCGGAUACGAACAGUACCCCGAGGAGAGGGGUGAGCGGCUUGUUUUGUCAGCUGCUCUCAGUUGSUCUGCAGUCGAUGGCAGUUUAACGGUGUUUGUCGAAGGUAGUGGUUCUGGUGCCUGGCUUAUGGACACCAAGACACCCGACAAGGUUACAUGCUGUGUAACAUCAAUCGGUUGUACGUCAUUGUUUAUUGGUUCGUCAUCGGGUGCAUUGUUUUGUUUACCCACCAAGUAUAACCCUACCCUGGACUGCAGGAUCGAGGUGCUUGGGACACGUGUUCGACUUUACGGGCACACUGAUGAGAUCACGUGUCUGAGGAUAUGUCAUGAGUACAGUGUACUGGUCAGCGGUAGUAAAAAUGGGACAGCCAUCAUCUGGGACCUCAAUAGACUGAGCUACAUUCGCACACUUGACCAUAAAAGGGCAGUGGAUGUGCUAGCGAUAAGCCGAACAUCAGGAGACAUUGCCACUGUAUAUCACUAUGGAGARUCACUUGAUCAAGACAGUAUUCAUGAAGAGGGUAGUGUAUUAUCUCUCUGGACUGUGAAUGGGAUCCCUGUGGUGCACAGCACGUGUGAACAUACUAUCAACUGUAUGGACUUCUCUCGGGCUCCAGAAGGAGUCUCUGUGAAUAUCAUAGCAACGGGCCUUAGCAACGGAGCCAUAAGGUUAUGGAGUACGUGGGAUCUACAGCACAUCCGGGAUAUCGCUCCAGAGCAGAACCUGUCACCCAUCGCCUCAGUGGCCUUCAGUGAAGAUAGUCAGCGGUUAUUCGCUUUAAGUACCCAAGGAAGACUGAUUGUAUGGCAGCGUAAGGACAAGACCUACGGGGGAAGACCUCCUAUUGUCGUUACCUUCCCAGUAUCCUAUACUACCCCUAAGGUCUCACAGGACAGCAGAUAAAGGGCUGAGAUAUAGCAAACCUAACAAUGUUACGAAUAUCAAAGAUCCAAAGAAACGAAACAAAAGAAAAAUAUCUUUCUAAACGACCAAAUUGGAUAUCGCGUUGUUAUUGGUGCUGACAUCACAGCACGAACAACCAAUCAAGACAAGAAGAUCUUUAGCCAAUCACACGACAUUUACAUAUUUGUUAAGUUGAUUUUCUUCCGAAAUUUUUUUUGUCACGACUGUUGUUGGUGGCAAUGCACAUGUCAAUGACGGUUUUCAAUACUUGAAAAUGUGCUUACUGUUGAUCUUUCUAUUUUUUUACUUAACUGCUUAUUUGUGUGUUUUUCGUUUUGUUUAUUAUAUUGUUUGUAAUUUUCACUGUAGUAUGCUGAUAUCAAAAAUUGYGAUAAUUUCUAAAAAAAACUUUCUCCUGUUUAAAACUACACCGCAGGAAGCCCGACACGGUUUGUUUUUUCGCAACAGAUUAUAAUGAGCAAACUUUCUUAUAGUGUAAAGCAUAGUYAUAUUAUGUACAAUGUUUCAUUAUUAUAUCCUUAGACAAGAUUGCCACACAAAAAAAUGACAGAUUAAUAGAAAUAUUUUUAGAAAGAGCGAUAACUAAGUAACGGUACAAAUAGUUUUAAUGUGAAAAGAAGAGAAAAAUUGUGUUAUUAUUUCGGAUUGUAUGACAAAUAAAUAUAUUAAAUAUAUAAUAGAAAAUCCAAA
Messenger RNA from Actinia tenebrosa (Australian red waratah sea anemone), 8826 nucleotides. RefSeq names its product lysosomal-trafficking regulator. Lineage: Eukaryota; Metazoa; Cnidaria; Anthozoa; Actiniaria; Actiniidae. Gene Ontology annotation, molecular function: protein binding. The record is from RefSeq and is a predicted model, not a curated record.